Molecule: messenger RNA, 1060 nt
Organism: Teleopsis dalmanni
Lineage: Eukaryota; Metazoa; Arthropoda; Insecta; Diptera; Diopsidae
Exons: 3
Coding region: 29-937 (302 amino acids)
Source: RefSeq, a predicted model, not a curated record
AAAACAUUUAUUUAGAAUAAUAUUAAAAAUGGUAAAUGAAAAGAUUCUAUAUCUUUUAUACACAAUUAUGAUGACUCAUCACGUGUCACCAUUUAUGACUGAUUUGAUGAAAAUGCAAAGACCAAUUCGAUCUGAAAUGAUAACAGAUGAUAAUGAGGACACGGAAGUAGAUUUACUUAUCGUAAAUGGACUUCCAUAUAUAGAAACAUUGCCUACUAAUGAGAAUCCAAACCAAUCCAAUCCAAGUUCCACAGAAGAACAAAACCACAAUGAAAAAAAAGUUGCUGUCGUAUAUAGUGUAGCGAAACCUGGUUUUCCGAUUAUGCCUCCAUCUGGGACUGAACUCACAGUUCUGCAAACUGAAAAUGGACGUGUAGUGCAGGUGCCAAAAAUGUCGACCGCAAAUAAAAAUGAAUUCUCAAAUACACACCAGAAACAAACUUUACCAGAGAAUAGAAUAACACCUUAUAAAUUUGAUGAUGAUACUACAUUUUUAUCCGAAUUUCCUUCGCAGAGUAAUCAACCAUUCAUAGACAAGAGUAAAACAUAUUCAAUAUUUGACAAGACAUACUCUCAGUUGACAUCGGAUACAACAGCAACUACAUCAAAUCCAUAUGAAGUGUACUAUAAAAUCUCUUCGGAAAAUGAUGAUCCAAGCAAAUCAACAGUACAGAAUAGUUUGGAAGAUUUAGAUGUGUACUUAUUCAUACUACCGGCUGAGCACUAUGAAGAGCAAACAGAUAUUCUACCAGAGUAUGACUAUCGGGACAUACUGAAUAGAAAAUGUUUUUUCAUAACAAGUUUAAGUGUUAUAAAACAUGGAACAUUUGGCGUUUCAAGUUUGGUAUGCCGACACUGUUGUUUAGUUAAAGCACGCACCUAUGCAUGUUUUGAUAUCAGGAAGGGAAGAUGCACCAUUCGUGAAAUAUAUGAGUAAUACAUUAUACGAUAUUAUUAAUUUAAUACAAACAAUUUUUGUAAUAAUCAAGUGAGAGUACCAUGCCACUGUAAGAGAAAAAAUAUAAAAUCUAUUAAUUUAUAUCAUGUAAGAGUUGAUUAG